UCGUACUUCCUAUUAAAAAUCAAAUAUAUCCGCGAUACAUGCGUACGUAACAAUCGUAACAUGUAAAUUCCUGUUUGUCGACUGAACUGAGAACACCGAACACCGUAGGAAUUCUUCUGUUACCCUCGAGAGAAUCGUAAGGAAAACAGUCCCAAUGAGACCGACGAACUUUCUGAAUCCGAACUACGUGCUAAUUCGAGAUGCAUCGUUGGAGAUAAAGGAUUAUCGUCUGAGAAGUUGCAGAGGAUAAAACGAAGUCCGCUGGGAAAGCGCUCUGCGAGGAUCGGGAUACAAGCCAGAGUACCAAAGAUAAAAUCAAGAUAAUAAUGUAAAAAAUUGCGACAGUGAGAAUAAUCGACCUAGUAAAGAGAUAAAACAUUCUAAAUAACGUUCUGUAAAUUUCAAAGUAGUCUAAUAUGAUAAUAAACGAAACGAUUUUUGAAAUAGUCCUUUUUUUCAAGUAGUAUCGUGAUAAGCAAAAUUCGAGGUACUUAAACAAAAACCAUUUAAAACUUGUCUACUUGAAAGUAAAAACAAUGAAUUAGUCAGCUGGAGUUACAUGGGAAUUAAUUUUAAACGAUUUGAUGAAUUGAUUUCGAGGUAUUCAAUCAUUCGUGUGUAGGAAAAUCAAAAUAUUUCGAGUACAGUAGAAGAUUACAUUGAACCGACGGAAAUCGAUAUAUUACAUCGAUAUAGAGGAAGGCACGAGCCAUGGAUUUGAAUGUCUCGUCGAACCACUACGUUUGUGAUCUGCAAUCUUUUCAUUCUCGUUACUUUCAAUUACACGGAUGGAUCUCCCUCUUCGUUUGCAUCUUCGGUUCGAUCGCGAAUAUCCUCAAUAUCCUUGUGCUGACUCGUCGGGAAAUGCGAUCGCCGACGAAUAUUAUAUUAACUGGAUUGGCGCUGGCGGAUCUGCUGGUAAUGAUCGAUUAUAUCCCUUACGCGUUCCACCUUUACCUCUAUCGUCGAUCAAGGAAGGACAAGUUCAGCUACGGAUGGGCAAUCUUCGUGCUGUUUCAUUCGAACUUUGCACAGGUUUGUCACACCAUUUCGAUUUGUUUAACUUUAAUACUGGCGGUGUGGAGGUACGUAGCGGUGGCAAAGAAAAACAGGGAAUGGUGCAGCUACAGGAGGACUAUUUUUGCGAUUUUGAUUACGUACGCUUUAUGCCCUGUGCUUUGUGUACCUUUAUACAUUACAACAGAAGUGAGAGAAAAAGUGGAGGUUCUGGAUUCCAACGGUAUGAGCGUUAGCCAGAGUAAAUCUCUCAUCAAUUCACCUGUAGUAGAAACGGUGAACACAACCCUCUACUUCGUCCAAUUUACGGAAACAGCAGAGAAUCACGAUGUACUGAAAGCAUUGAAUUUCUGGAUUUACAGCAUCGUCAUCAAACUUUUCCCCUGUGUCGUUCUAACUGUCGUCAUUUUGAAACUUUUGCAAGUUCUGCUCGAAGCGAAGCGAAGGAGGCGAAAGUUAACGAAUAUGCACGAGGACAAUUUCGAUCGGAAAAAGAGUUCCAGAAGAGCGGAUAAGGAGAGACAGACCGAUAGAACUAAGAUGAUGCUGCUUGCAGUUUUGCUCCUGUUCUUACUGACGGAAUUACCACAGGGAAUCCUCGGACUUUGUAGCGUGCUGCUGGGACCAGGCUUUUUUCGGACUUGUUACCUGAUGUUAGGUGACGUUAUUGAUAUGCUGACCCUUGUCAAUUCUGCCAUAAACUUUAUCCUUUACUGCACAAUGAGUAGACAAUUUAGAAAAACGUUCAACGAACUUUUUUGUAAAAACUGGAGGAUCACCAGGAACACCGGAAAACAAAUUCUCAUAGAAAAUAAUGGGCAUACGGGUACUAAUCACACGGUAACACAAGUAACACAAGUGUAGUUAGUAAGAAAAUAGUGGACUUUUCUUUUUUUAUGUUUUCGUCCACCAAACUCCAUUACAAAUAUCGUUUUUAAAUAACAAAUUUUAAGUACUUCACAUAUUUUACCUCAUAAUAACUUUCUUCUUUGUAUUAAACAUGUGAUAGAAAACUAUGAGUAUUAAUUUUGUAAAAUAAUUACCUUUACAUCUAUAUUAAUAAUAUAAUAAUAAUUGCAGUACUUCUGAUUAACGUUUACAUAAAAAUUAAUUGCUAAUUUUAAUUUUACCUUAUGAGACGAAAGUUCCAGUUGUGGUAGAAGUGAAUCUUAUGGGCUGAUAGAUGGCGCCAACGACAGACUACUGUAACAUGUUCACGAAAUUUUAAUGCAUUUAUGAAUACCUGGAAAUAUCACUGCCGUAUUGAAUUUAAGAAAAAAAAUAAAUCAUUUUUGCCGUUAUAUCAAAGAAAUAUUCAAUACCAAAAUGGUUAAAUGAAAAUAAUUAUAUUACCAAGUAUUCCUAAAUGCAUCAAAAUUCAUUUACAGUGUACUGAGACGGUAUUUGUAUGUUAAUUUUUUUCGUGAUAACCAAGCAGAAACAAUCCAUUAAAACAAUCUAUACAAUCUACACCACUAAUCUUUAUGGCAAAUUAUUCUAUGUAAAAUUAAUAUGUUCGUUUAAAAGUGUUAAUAGUUUACAGAUUUAAAAAUAAUGAAAGAAAAUGAAAAGUUCAUGAUCCACGAACUGUAUACCUACAUAAUUACAUAUUGCUAAUCAGUAUAGUAACAGAAUUGUUUAACCAAAUCAACGAAAAAGAAAAUAUUCCACUGAUAUUACGUAACUAUUUACGAAAGAUCUUGGACCUUGGUCAAAUUAUACAAAAUUAUACUUUGCUGGUGUAUAUGAAAAAAAACAGCUAAAAAAACAUGUGCGUUAAUUACAUGAAUUGAGAGAAACGGAUGAUAUUUGUAAAGUAUAUUUACUGAAAUCAAUAGACUUUUAAAAUGAUGUAAUACUUUUAUAAAUAUACGUUGCUUUUGUAAAGGACUGAGAAAUGCGGCUUAUGUUAACAUGCUAAUUCUUUGUUAAUAUCAUUGUUAUCACGAAAAAACUUAAGCGCGAAAGUAUUCUUUGACCUACUGCACAUGACUUUCAACUUCAUUAUAAAUGUAAAAAAUGAAGCAUAUGUUUCUCUUUAUAGCAAAAUGAAGAAAAUUUAUGUAAAUAAAUUUUGUGAAAAUAUUUCAUUUCAUGGAGAAUGUACAAAUUGUAAAUAUUAAUAUUUCUACUCGAAAUCAUAUUUGAUAAUAGUUGGUAAGUCAUAUUACUUGUAAUUAGUAACAAGUAUUGAUACG
Messenger RNA from Nomia melanderi (Alkali bee), 3215 nucleotides. Its product is annotated as G-protein coupled receptor dmsr-1. The record is from RefSeq and is a predicted model, not a curated record. Gene Ontology annotation, cellular component: plasma membrane. Lineage: Eukaryota; Metazoa; Arthropoda; Insecta; Hymenoptera; Halictidae. Gene Ontology annotation, biological process: G protein-coupled receptor signaling pathway. Gene Ontology annotation, molecular function: G protein-coupled peptide receptor activity.